Messenger RNA from Scophthalmus maximus (turbot), 3444 nucleotides. Its product is annotated as glutamate receptor 1-like. The transcript is spliced from 18 exons. Gene Ontology annotation, biological process: modulation of chemical synaptic transmission; synaptic transmission, glutamatergic. Gene Ontology annotation, cellular component: AMPA glutamate receptor complex; dendritic spine; postsynaptic membrane. The record is from RefSeq and is a predicted model, not a curated record. Bases 158 to 2998 code for a protein of 946 amino acids. Gene Ontology annotation, molecular function: transmitter-gated monoatomic ion channel activity involved in regulation of postsynaptic membrane potential; AMPA glutamate receptor activity. Lineage: Eukaryota; Metazoa; Chordata; Actinopteri; Pleuronectiformes; Scophthalmidae.
CCACCUCUCCCUCUCUCUCUCUCUGAGACUCAGACUGACGCAGCUGCCGGUGGAUGUGAGUCCGUGUCCGGGCUGAGGCGGAUCUGUGUCUGCUCUCGGUGUGAAUGGGAUUAACGCCGGUUGUUCCGCGUCUCCUGUCGCUGCUGCUGGAGGAACCAUGCGUCCGCGGCUCCCCCCGGUGUCUCUCCUGCUGCUGCUGCUCGGACUCUGCAGCGGCACAAGUUUCCCAAGUAAUAUCAACAUAGGAGGCCUUUUCCCCACCGGCUCCCACGAGUACGAAGUUUUCCGCUUCGCGCUGGCGCAGCACCAGGACGUCCCGAAGCUGGUGCCUCAGGUGGACAUGGUGGACACGGGGAGCAGCUUCGCCAUGACCUACGCCUUCUGCUCCCAGUUCUCGAAGGGCGUGUACGCCAUCAUGGGCCUGUACGACCGGCGGACGGUCAACAUGCUGAUGUCGUUCUGCGGCUCGCUGCACGUCUGCUUCGUCACGCCGUCCUUCCCCGUCCAGACCAACAACCAGUUCGUCCUGCAGCUGCGGCCCGAGCUGCAGGAGCCCCUCAUGGCCCUGCUGGAGCAGCUCGACUGGACCCGCUUCGUGUACAUGUACAGCGCCGACUCAGGUCUGUCGGUGCUGCAGAGGAUCCUGGACACGGCGGCCGAGCGGACCUGGCAGGUCACCUCCGUCAACCUGGACGCGCUGACCGAGGCCGCCUUCGUCAAGCUGCUCACCGACCUCGACUUCAAGAAGGAGUUCCAGGUCAUCGUGGACUGCGAGCUGGAGCGACUCAACUCCAUCCUCAACCUGAUCGCGGCUCAGAAGAGAAACUUGAAGAACUACUAUUUCGUCCUGGCCAAUCAGGGCUUCAUGGACCUGAACUUCACCGAGAUCCAGAAGCUGGGGCCGAACGUGACGGGCUUCCAGCUGGUGAACUGGUCCGAUCCGGCGGUGGAGAAGAUCAACCAGGACUGGCUGGACUUCGACAGCAAAGACCUGAAACUGUCCCGAAGGAGCCUCAGGUACACAGGGGCUUUGACCUACGACGGUGUCAGCGCCAUGGCAACGGCUUUCCACAACCUGCGGCGGCAGCGGAUCGACAUCUCUCGCCGCGGCAACGCAGGGGAAUGUCUGGCCAACCCGCCCGCCCCCUGGGGACAGGGCAUCGACAUCCAGAGGGCCCUGCAGCAGGUGCGUCUCGAGGGGCUGACGGGUCAUGUUCAGUUUGACGAGCGAGGACAUCGCACCAACUACACCCUGAGUGUGAUGGAGCUCAGCCACACCGGACCCAGGAAGAUCGGCUACUGGAACGAGAGGCGGGGCUACGUGAACACUGCCAUCUACAGGCCGGUGGUGGAGGAGUUCUACGGUCUGCAGAACAGAACCUACGUCGUCACCACCAUCCUGGAAGCUCCCUACAUGAUGCUGAAGAAGAACCACGAGCAGUUUGUAGGGAACGAACGCUACGAAGGUUACUGUGCCGAACUGGCCGCAGAGAUCGCCAAACACGUCGGCUUCAACUACCGCCUGGAGCUGGUGGGCGACGGCAAGUACGGGGCCAGAGACGCCGAAACCAAGUUGUGGAACGGCAUGGUGGGAGAACUGGUGUACGGGAAGGCCGACGUGGCGGUCGCCCCGCUCACCAUCACGCUGGUGCGAGAGCAGGUGAUCGACUUCACCAAGCCCUUCAUGUCCCUGGGAAUCUCCAUCAUGAUCAAGAAACCCACCAAGUCCAAACCGGGCGUCUUCUCCUUCCUCGACCCGCUGGCCUACGAGAUCUGGAUGUGCAUCGUCUUCGCCUACAUCGGGGUCAGCGUGGUGCUGUUCCUGGUGAGUCGAUUCAGUCCGUAUGAGUGGCAAGGAGACGACUCUGAUGACGAAGACGAGAACCUGCCCUCCUCUGCCUCUCGACGAGCUCCGCCCACUUCAUACUCUGAGUUCGCUCCAGGGUACUCCCAGACUCAGGCCCAGAACCAGAACCAGAACCAGCAGAAAGAAAAGGAGACGCCUGAAUACACCAACGACUUUGGGAUCUUCAAUUCUCUGUGGUUCUCCCUCGGGGCCUUCAUGCAGCAGGGCUGCGACAUCUCGCCCAGGUCUCUCUCAGGUCGAAUUGUUGGAGGAGUUUGGUGGUUCUUCACCCUCAUCAUCAUCUCUUCCUACACCGCCAACCUGGCAGCCUUCCUCACCGUGGAGAGGAUGGUUUCCCCAAUAGAGGGCUCAGAGGACCUGGCCAAGCAGACUGAGAUCUCCUACGGCACCCUGGACGGAGGCUCCACUAAAGAGUUCUUCAGGAGGUCAAAGAUUGCAGUUUUUGAGAAGAUGUGGUCGUACAUGCGGAGCACAGACCCCUCGGUGUUCGUCAGGAACACGGAUGAAGGCGUGAUACGGGUCAGGAAGUCGAAGGGGAAGUACGCCUACCUGUUGGAGUCCUCCAUGAACGAGUACAUCGAGCAGAGGAAGCCCUGCGACACCAUGAAAGUCGGAGGCAACCUGGACUCCAAAGGCUACGGAGUGGCCACGCCCAAAGGAUCGCCGCUCAGAAACCCUGUUAACUUGGCAGUGUUAAAACUGAACGAGCAGGGCCUGUUGGACAAAUUGAAAAACAGAUGGUGGUAUGACAAGGGCGAGUGCGGCACCGGGGGAGGGGACUCCAAGGACAAGACGAGCGCGCUCAGCCUGAGCAACGUGGCCGGAGUGUUUUACAUUCUGAUCGGUGGGCUGGGGCUCGCCAUGCUCGUGGCGCUGGUCGAGUUCUGCUACAAGUCCCGGAUCGAGUCGAGAAGGAUGAAGGAGCUCAUAGACGCCGCCAUGAUGAGCACCAGCCGCGGGAUGGCGGGAGGAGGAGGAGGAGGAGGCGGCUUAGGAGGAGGAGGAGGAGCGUCGGCACUCGGAGGCGAGAACGGCCGCGUGGUGGCGCAUGACUUCCCAAAAGCCGGAGCUCAAGGUUUACCCUGCAUGAGCAAGUCGGCCGGCCUGGGAAUGUCCUCCACAGGCAUGUGAUCAAAAUCCGACACUCCCGAUUGGACAGAACGCUCCUGUCCGUCUGUCUACCUGUCUGUGUCUGCCGGUGAGGAAGGUAAGGAGAGAAAUGAAGGAGCAAAAAGAUGGAGGAGAAGAAAUGGAUGAGGGACGGAGGGAGGAAAGAUGAGAGAAUGAGAAGAGGGUAGAAGGAAUGAGAGAAGAUGGAGAGGAGAAGAAAGGAGGAGAUGGGAGGAUAAAGAAGAAGGCGAUAUAAAUGGAGAUAUGGGGGAAAAGAACAAAUGAGAGCAGAAGAAAGAGAAGGAAAGGAGAGAUGAAGGAUGGGGGGAAGAAACAGGAGAGAAAAAGAGGGCCCCCCUUCUAAAAAACAAAAAAGGAGGAUAAGGGGAGGAGGAGGAGAGCGACAUAAAUGAGAGGGACGAAGCGGAAGGGAUGAAAGAAAGGAAGAAGUGAUCGGUGGUGAAAGA